This is a messenger RNA of Vavraia culicis subsp. floridensis, 2471 nucleotides long. RefSeq lists its product as uncharacterized. The record is from RefSeq and is a predicted model, not a curated record. NCBI's taxonomy places the organism in Eukaryota, Fungi, Microsporidia, Pleistophoridae. The coding region runs from base 1 to 2463 and encodes 820 amino acids. Gene Ontology annotation, biological process: mitotic chromosome condensation. The transcript has a single exon. Gene Ontology annotation, cellular component: condensed chromosome; condensin complex.
AUGAGUGGAGGUACACCAAUUUACGAUAUAUUUGUCUCUCUCAGCAACAACAACACAUUACCUGAGAAAGCAUUCUACGCAUCUAUCGAUACCAACACGCUGAACGAAAUCAUGGACUACUACAUUCUUACUAAAUCGCAAUCUGUACCGAAGUGUGCGAUGCAAUUCUUUGGCCUCGUACUAGAUGCUGUAGAAGAUGACAAGGAGGCUCUUCUGAACGGACUUUCAUAUUUGAUCAAGUACAUCGAUGUAAAGAACAGGUCCAUCCGCAGGAAUGUGAUACACCUGUUGGGGAUGUUGAUCGACCGAUUGAAUGUUGUUCUGGAUGGCAAUUGCAGCGUGAAAAUAAAAAUUGUUGAGAAUGGCAAAGAUUUGGGCAUUGGCUCGCACGACCUGGUGAAAGAUGCUAUCAUGAAGGUAUCGGAGAGGCUCUUUGACAAGGAAUAUGCAAUUAGAAGAGAGGCUGUCAAAAUACUUUCGCCAUAUCAAGGCUUUACUAUCAACAAAAAAACUAAUGUUAAAAGGAUAUUUAAGGAUCUGCUCAGGUACGAUCCCUGUCCGGAGAUCAGGAAUCGCGUGAUGGCGCAUUUGAUCAUGUCAUCGAGUGCCAUCGAGAGAAUCAAAGAUGAGGACACGAGCGUGCGACAGACAUUUUUUAGGAUUGUGCUACCGCAUUUGAAGCUGAAAGAUUUGAGCAUCGAGACAAGGUGCCUUAUUCUCGAGAAAAGCGUCCUUGAAAGGGAGUUUAACGCUUUUUCUCUUCUAAAAAGUAAGCUUUGGGAAGAGUACGAAUUUCCCGAUGACAUGAAAAGAUUUGUUAGCGAUUUUCUGCUGCUGAACGCCACGGAGUAUGCGGAUGAUGAUAGCAAAUUAAUUGAGGAAAACAAGAAGCAUCUGACGAAAGUUCUCGAAGUAAUUUUCAGAGAAGCAUCGCUUUCAAUUAAGGCCUUUGAUAGCACAUACUACGAAAAUUUGGAUCUGGAGGGUGCAUUUGUUCUCCAUGCUUACCUUUCGUUUGUUGAAUCAACCCAGGGGAGGGAUUCGUUGGAAUUAGUGAACCUGGAAUAUUUUACAGCCAUUUUGUAUUUAAAGGUGAAACGGGUCAUUGAAAAGGAGCAGAAUACCAGCGAUUUCCACUUUGUGAGCCAUUUAUUCCAAUUAACGAACUUUUACGAUGUAUAUGAGCAAAAACAGUCAAAAUACAUUCUGAGCACAAUCUAUAAGUUCUUUACAGCAGAGCUGCCACCCAGAAAAGAAAUGCUGGCCAGGCUAAUAGAAAAUGGCAUAAUACUUGCCAGCAGCACAGAAAGAAGCACGUUUACGAACUUUCUUGGGAGUCUUAUAACCAAGAACAGAGAAAAUCACACGUUUCUGUUCCUAUUGUGUAAGUAUGUGAUGAUGCAUGUAAAACCGUUUGAGAUGCUGCAUACAGCAAUAGUUGGUGAGAUUGUGCUGAAUAACAUCAACAAGAUCGAUGAACAUGGCAUUAUCCUGGAAAUUAUUUUUUACUAUCUCGUGGAAAAGUACAGAGAGGAUGCAGAUCAUCUGAGCGAAAAUACUAACAAGUCAUUUGGGCCGAAUAUGCUGUUGAACAAUGCAAACACGGAAGAUAACGAGGUGAAAGAGUGCACCAGCGAUGUUUCGUGCACUAUUCUGUUGAACCUCCUUCUCGAGGAGAAAUACUUCCGGCCCGUAUUGGUGGUUGAUCUGUUCAUACUUUUCAACAAUAAGAGAGAUAUGAUCAGAGACAAGCUUGUGGCCUACUAUCAAAGAGAACUGUCGACCACUGAUAUUGACACCAGGGAACUUAUUGUGCCUGUCACGAAGUGUAUGCUGAUUGAACCUGAGCGAUUUCUGCCGUUCGUAGGUUUGGUGGUGUUCGCAUACUUCAAUACCAAGAAAGAUUACAUAAGGCAGUACUUAACGGUGUUCCUCCAGGAAUUCGUGCUGAUAAAUACUAAAUUAGUAGUUGGUGAGCUGUUCAAAAUCACAGAAAUUGUGGCGAACAUCUCGCACAACAAGGUAUUUCUUGAUCAAGUGCUGUGCUGGUUGAAAAUGGCAGAAGAAAAUGGGAAAGAAAGUAUGUCCGAGGAGCUGCUCUUUAACCUGCUGAUCUACUUCAUCAGAAAGAACUAUGAAAUUCAUGAGACCUCUUUGCGAAACGGUAAGCCAAUUAAUGGUCAUUCUAAGGCAAUGAGCACUCGAAACAAAACACCUAUGAGCAAUAUGAUCGCAAUAUUUGAUUUUGUCGCGAAGCGAAUUACUGUUGAUGGUCGGUUCUCUGCCACACGUAUCAAACAGAUGAUAUAUUGUCUGGGACUGAUUGCUAAAAUAGGUUUUUCAGCCAAAGAAAAAAUAAAUGUUGGUGAUUUGAGCGGUCGUUUGAUGGUUUUUAGUGAUAACAUACCGAUAACGGCGAGUGAGAUCGAAGAGAUUACCACUAAAAUUUCGAAAAGCGAUUAAAAUUGGGG